AUGCUGAGUUUCUGGUUAAACAGAAUAAGGCCACUUGCUCGGGAUCGUUCAGAGUCACCUCCUAUACACUCCAAAAGACAUGCAAAUUUUACCAGUGCCAAUACUGAUCAUGAGAAAAAGAAAGAAAAUCCAGGUGAUGUUAUGAAGGCUGGUGUAAUGAUUGGCCGGAAAAUCAUGAUCGUGGUGGAUUCAAGCCUUGAAUCCAAGAAUGCACUGCAAUGGGCACUUACUCAUACAGUUCAGACUCAAGAUAUGGUGAUUCUUCUCCAUGUAACAAAGCCUUCAAAACGAGGUAGGGAGUGCAAUAAAGGAAUCAAUUCAAGAGUUUUCGAGUUUCUUUCAUCUAUGAAAAAUGUGUGCCAGCUGAAACGACCUGAGGUGCACAUUGAGGUUGCUGUGGCAGAAGACAGAAAGAAGGGUCCUGCCAUUGUAGAAGAGGCUAAAAAGCGAGGGGUGGCAUUGCUAGUUCUUGGGCAAAAGAGAAGGUCCCUUACAUGGAGACUUAUGAUGGUGUGGGCAGGGAAUAGGACUGCAGCUGCAGGUGCUGGGGUGGUGGAUUAUUGUAUACAAAAUGCUGGUUGCAGGGCCAUUGCUGUGAGGAGGAAGAGCAAGAAAGUUGGUGGAUAUCUGAUUACAACUAAACGUCAGAAAGAUUUUUGGCUUUUGGCUUAA
Molecule: messenger RNA, 672 nt
Organism: Fraxinus pennsylvanica
Lineage: Eukaryota; Viridiplantae; Streptophyta; Magnoliopsida; Lamiales; Oleaceae
Source: the annotation of a GenBank genome assembly